AUGUUCCUUAUCAAUCUAUCUAAACAUGUUCAUUAUCUAUCUAUCUAUCUAUCUAUCUAUCUAUCUAUCUAUCUAAACAUUUAUUUAAAUUUGUUUCAUGUCAUCCAAUCUCACUUUCUUCGAAACAGAGAAUACUUUAUUAGUCCCUCUGUUCCAAAGAAAGGAAAAUCCUGUGAAGAAAGCAGCAGACUUCGCCAGAGAUCUAUCUAUCUUAUUGUGUUCAAAUCUAUCUAUCUAUCUUAUUGUGUUCAAAUCUAUCUAUCUAUCUAUCUAUUGUGUUCAGAAUUAUCUAUCUUAUUGUGUUCAGAUCUAUCUAUCUUAUUUUGUUCAGAUCUAUCUUAUUGUGCUCAGAUCUAUCUAUCUAUCUUAAUUUGUUCAGAUCUAUCUUAUUGUGUUCAGAUCUAUCUAUCUAUCUUAAUUUGUUCAGAUCUAUCUUAUUGUGUUCAGAUCUAUCUAUCUAUCUUAAUUUGUUCAGAUCUAUCUUAUUGUGUUCAGAUCUAUCUAUCUAUCUUAAUUUGUUCAGAUCUAUCUUAUUGUGUUCAGAUCUAUCUAUCUGUAAGUGCAUGUACACAUACAGUUAAUUGCGACUUACAAGCAUAUGUGAAAACAGCCUUUUUGCACAGAAAGCUGGAAGUUCGCUUACUUAUAUUUGAUGACGUUUUCAAGCAGAGUAAUGUCGACAAAUUUGAGAAAGAAUCUGUGUUCAUUAUCAAUCUAUCUAGCUCUGUUCAUUAUCUAUCUAUCUAUCUAUCUAUCUAUGUUCAUUAUCUGCCUAUCUAUAUAUUUCUGUUCAUUAUCUAUCUAUGUUCAUUAUCUAUCUAUCUACCUGUAUCUGUUCAUUAUCUAUCUAUCUACCUGUAUCUGUUCAUUAUCUAUCUAUCUAUAUCUGUUCAUUAUCUAUCUCUGUCCAUUAUCUAUCUAUAUAUCUAUCUCUGUUCAUUAUCUAUCUAUCUAUCUCUGUUCAUUAUCUAUCUAUCUUCAUUACCUAUCUAUACAUGUUCAUUAUCUAUCUAUUUAUCAAUCACAGCUUAA
Acanthosepion pharaonis is the source of this 1032-nucleotide messenger RNA. NCBI's taxonomy places the organism in Eukaryota, Metazoa, Mollusca, Cephalopoda, Sepiida, Sepiidae. The record is from the annotation of a GenBank genome assembly.